ACCCUGGGGAAGAUUUCACCCAGCAUGGAGCUUUCCACCCGUUGACCCAGCAUAACCCUUGCCAUCUUCCCACAGCCCUUAGCACCUAGCUCAGCACCACUAUCACCAAAUGAAGGUUUAAGACUGAAAAAAAUUACCUGUUUUCCUCAAGACUAUCCUUAAAUAAAUAAAUCCAUUUCCUCCCACCAGUCCUAUACAAGCAGCAUGUACUAUGAGCAUGGUAACACGGAUUGGUUUUCUAUUUAGUGUGACAAACAUCUUUCAUUCCAAUAUAGUAUUUCUUCAGGGUGUCACUGAUACCAUCGUCACCAGCACUUUCCACUGUCUAAGAGCUGAUUGCUUUGCCUGCUUGUUGACUGUUCACUGUCUCUCCAGUACCAAAGGGUAUAUAUAAAGCUCAGUUCCUGUUUGUUUGCUCACUUCUGUGUCUCACCAUCUCGUUCACCAGAUAGCUGCUUACAACACAUGGUUGUUGUGAAUAAAGCUAUGGACAUGGGUAAACAAACGGGUCGAGGAAGAGACCUGCUCAGUCGUCCUCAUCAACUUAGACCAUGAAACCUGAUGUGGACAAUUCAACAGAACUACCAUAUAUGGGCUGCCCCUUCAUGCUUCCUUGCCAGGAGUCUUACAAUCACCAAGAAGAGUGACAGUACCUGAAACUCCAGUCUACUAUAUCAAAUCAGAGAACCCAUCUCUUCCAACAUGGCAGGGAAGAAAGUGCUCAUCAUCUAUGCACACCAAGAACCCAUGUCCCUCAAUGGGUCCCUGAAGAAUGUGGCUGUUGAAGAACUGAGCAAGCAAGGAUGCAUAGUUACUGUGUCUGACUUAUAUGCCAUGAACUUUGAGCCAAGGGCCACAAGAAAUGAUAUCACUGGUGCCCUCUCUAAUCCUGAAGUCUUCAGAUAUGGGAUAGAAAUCUAUGAAGCCUACAAGAAGACAGCUCUGCCCAGUGACAUACUGGAGGAGCAGAGAAAGGUGAAAGAAGCUGAUCUAGUGAUAUUUCAGUUCCCACUAUACUGGUUCAGCGUUCCAGCAAUCCUAAAAGGCUGGAUGGACAGGGUGCUGUGCCAAGGGUUUGCCUUCGACAUUCCAGGCUUUUAUGACUCCGGUUUUCUCAAGGGUAAAUUAGCCCUCCUUUCCUUGACCACUGGAGGUACAGCUGAGAUGUACACAAAAGCAGGUGUCAGUGGAGAUUUCCGCUACUUCCUAUGGCCACUCCAGCAUGGUAUACUGCACUUUUGUGGAUUUAAAGUCCUUGCCCCACAGAUCAGUUUUGGUAUUGACAUUUCAUCAGAAGAAGAAAGAAAAGUGAUGGUGGAAUCAUGGGCCCAGCGGCUGAAGAACAUCUGGAAAGAAGAGCCUAUCCACUGCACACCACCUUGGUACUUCCAAGAGUAACAUUUUGUGCUCGAGUACAGCUAACAAGCAGCACAGUGAGAGACCUAAAGCAUGAGCAAAGAGAGGUGGUGCUGUGUCCAGAGAUGUAGUCACCAGUGCCCACUAAUGAGUGUCCUCAGUUACAUGCAAUUAGAUCAGACAUUUCAGUAAUCAGCCUGCUGCACUGUAUUCAUUCUGCCUGCUCAUUAUUCACUCAUUCUUCAUUUCUUUAAUAUUUCCCUAAAAUCUCUCAUUCUCAACCUUCAUAUAUAGUUUUCUAAACAUGGAGGUAGAUUUGUUUGUUGUUUCAUUUUGUUUAACUUGACUGUUUCCCACACACACACAAGAAAGAUGAACCCAUUUAUAGCUAAUGUUUUAGUGCUAAAUUUUUAAAAUUUUU
Microtus ochrogaster (prairie vole) is the source of this 1777-nucleotide messenger RNA. RefSeq names its product N-ribosyldihydronicotinamide:quinone reductase 2 (gene Nqo2). The transcript has 7 exons. Lineage: Eukaryota; Metazoa; Chordata; Mammalia; Rodentia; Cricetidae. Gene Ontology annotation, molecular function: NAD(P)H dehydrogenase (quinone) activity. Gene Ontology annotation, cellular component: cytosol. Bases 703 to 1398 code for a protein of 231 amino acids. The record is from RefSeq and is a predicted model, not a curated record.